GAAUUAUAUCAGCAAAUUAUCAUCCUGUGGAAUUAUCUUCAGAUACGUUAGAGGAACGCACUGCAUACUGCAUAGUCGAUUCUUCUACACGAAGCUUAACUCAUCCCGGUUCGCUUUGAUUAAAUUGGUCACGGGAUUACGAUAGUCGGGGAUGAUUUCAACGAGUUAUUUAAGAUGUUCGAAGAUGAAGUCGACUCGACCUCCGAGCAGAAGCAGAGCCCGAAAGGAGACGGAACAUCAAACAUAAAUGAGGAAAGGUGAAAACGAUGUAAAAUGAACAUUCGGUGCCGUAGGAUGCCUUUUGCCGAAGGGUUGCACAAGUGAUGGGUGGUGAGAAGUUAUGGUGGACGUGGGGGAUGGGAGGCCGGGGGACAUCGACGAAUGGCACCCUGGUCGGCUCGACGUCGGUGGAAGAGUCGUGGAACGGCUCGGUGGAACACGACGUAGUUACCGGGGGUGGAAACGACACCUGGACCACCGGAAGUGCCUCGGGGAGCGAACGCGACCUCGUAGUGAUGAUCGUUACAGCGACGAUUCUCUGCCUCCUGAUACUGAUCACGGUAAUCGGAAAUGUUUUUGUCAUUGCUGCGAUUCUCCUCGAACGAAAUCUCCAAAGCGUUGCAAAUUACUUGAUUCUCUCCCUCGCCGUUGCCGAUCUUCUGGUGGCCUGCCUGGUCAUGCCUUUGGGAGCCGUGUACGAGGUUUCACACGAGUGGGCACUUGGCCCGGAACUAUGCGACAUGUGGACCAGCAGCGAUGUUCUCUGCUGCACUGCCUCGAUCUUGCAUCUCGUCGCUAUUGCCUUGGACAGGUACUGGGCAGUGACGAAUAUCGACUACAUCCAUCAGAGGACCGGAAAGCGAAUCGGUCUAAUGAUCGCCGUCGUUUGGCUCGUUGCCGCAUUAGUCUGCAUCGCUCCACUUCUAGGGUGGAAGGAUCCUCAAUGGGAACAUCGUGUGGUGCACGAAAAAUCUUGUCUGGUCAGUCAGGACAUCGGCUACCAGAUAUUCGCAACGGCGUCUUCAUUCUAUCUGCCGCUCUUUGUCAUCCUCAUACUUUACUGGAGGAUAUUUCAAACGGCCCGGAAACGGAUCAGGCGACGCGCGGGUCAACCGGCGAACCCUCCAGGUACCACCAAAACCAUGGGUGCACCACCCAGACCCAUUGGAGGAAGUCAUGCCGUUGGAGGCGCUUUGGCUCAGGCGCAAGCUUCCGGUGGAAUCGCAGCUGCGGUUGUUGCAGUGAUCGGAAGACCUUUGCCUACGAUAUCAGAGACAACGACGGCCUUCACAACGGUCAGCUCGACAAACACGUCGCCGGAAAAAACUUCGUAUCACAACGGUCUGGAAGCGGAUCCACCGACCAUGGAAACGUCACCAAGGCCGGCUAUAUCGAGGCGGAAAAAAAUAGCCGCCGAUUCGAAGAGGGAGAGAAAAGCAGCCAAAACCCUCGCCAUCAUCACCGGAGCCUUCGUCGUCUGUUGGCUACCAUUUUUCGUCGUUGCCAUACUACUUCCGGUCUGUCAGACCUGCUACUUAAGCGAAUAUUUACUGGACGUCUUCCUGUGGCUUGGGUACUUCAACUCAACUCUUAACCCAGUGAUCUACACAGUCUUCUCGCCGGAGUUUCGAAACGCCUUCAAGAAGCUACUGUGUAGACGACGACGAAGCGUUGGCCGGCGGAUGGGCAUUCGUCAUUACAUGUAGGAAUGGGUUUAGGGUGGAGGUUACACAUCUGAUUACAAUUGCGUGCAUUAAAAAUAGUAUAUAUUUUACAGGUGAUUAAAUAGACCGUAUCAAGUAUCGUGUUUCG
Diprion similis is the source of this 1812-nucleotide messenger RNA. Its product is annotated as 5-hydroxytryptamine receptor-like. Gene Ontology annotation, molecular function: G protein-coupled amine receptor activity. The coding region runs from base 324 to 1706 and encodes 460 amino acids. Gene Ontology annotation, cellular component: membrane. NCBI's taxonomy places the organism in Eukaryota, Metazoa, Arthropoda, Insecta, Hymenoptera, Diprionidae. The record is from RefSeq and is a predicted model, not a curated record. The transcript has 10 exons. Gene Ontology annotation, biological process: adenylate cyclase-activating adrenergic receptor signaling pathway.